Messenger RNA from Setaria italica (foxtail millet), 756 nucleotides. RefSeq lists its product as uncharacterized. NCBI's taxonomy places the organism in Eukaryota, Viridiplantae, Streptophyta, Magnoliopsida, Poales, Poaceae. The record is from RefSeq and is a predicted model, not a curated record. The coding region runs from base 154 to 420 and encodes 88 amino acids. The transcript has a single exon.
UACCUCGAUCCCGUCCCUCUCCCAAUUUUGGAGCAGCCGCAACAGCCCACACCGGUCAGAAACCGAAGGAAAGCCAACCAACCAACCCACCACCUCUCCCCCCUUCCGGUUUCCGCUCUUCCUCGGCCGGCGCGAGGCAGGGGGACGGCAGCCAUGAACGGCAUCAACCCCAACGGCGGCAUCCUGUCCUACGGGACGCUGGAGGGCUACGCGAUGUGGGUGGCCACGGGCGUGGCGUCGGCCUUCUUCGCGUCCCUGGAGCGGUGCUCCUGCAUCCACCUUCACACCGCCGAGGACGACGGCGACGAGGAGGACCUCGAGGAGGCCAGGGACCGCCCGCUCAUGCUCUCCCGCCCCCAGGCGCUCCCCGAGUACUACUACGACCGGUCCGGGUCCUCCGCCUCCUUCGCCAAGAUGUGACCACGCACGGAUCGCGAGGCCGUCGUCCCCGCGUGAUCCGAUCCGUUUCUUGAUUUCGCUCUUGCUUUUGUUCCGUUGUGAAUUGUUGCUGUAUGUGGCCCGGGUGUCUGGGAUCCGCGGUCGUGUUCUCCUCGCCGGGGAAUGCGGUCCCUGCGUGAUUCGAACCGUUGAUGGAUCUGUAAUUCCGUGUCUGUGUUGCCUGAUUCUUUGAUCGUUUAUUUCUUCUUCUUUUUUUUGUUUGGGUUUCAAGAUGGCAUUGUGUUCUGCAGAGACCUCGAGCACUCUGCAAAUUUCAGAUGCCUGAUAUUUAAAUAUUCAUUCACUGUUCGAUUUGAA